CUGCUAGAAUAUAUAUAUAUAUAUAUAUUAUUUUUUAAUUUUUUUUAUUAUUCUACCAUUUUCAUUUCUAACCAGCUAAGCUAUGAAAGCUGCCAUAUUGUCCUUGUGUUAUUUUUAACAAAAACCCCUUGUUCUUUUUCAACUGCCUAACUUCUUCCUUCACACACACACACAGACACACACACACAAGGAUUGACACAAAACCAAAUUCAAGAUUGUUUUUUUUUUUUUUGGGUGCGUGUCUUUCUCUAUAUGUAAUCACAUCAGUAUUCAAUCUCUAUCUCCUGUUUAAAAAGCCCGGAUAACAUAUCAUCUUGGAAUCUUCUUUCAUGACUGGUUUUUAAGUUAGUUUAUUGGAACUCAGUGUUUUCAUUGAUUUGGGUGAAUAAAGAUGCCUGGAAUUGUUAUGGAUGGAAUUGAUGAGGAAGGAAUAGUGAAUGAAAUGAAUGGAAAUUCAGUGCCGAUGAAGGACAAUUCUGUGCCUUAUAAGUCCCCAAGGAGAAAAUCGAGUCCGCACAGCCGUCGCAGUACUGGCCUAGAUCCUCCUAUAGAUGGAGUUUCUGUUUAUGGAGUGGCAGUUGAUGGGGUACUUGACACCUCCAUCGAGCAGCUUUAUGAGAAUGUGUGUGAUAUGCAGAGUUCUGAUCAGUCUCCCUUAAGGCAUAGCUUUGGAUCUGAUGGUGAAGAGUCUAGGAUUGAUUCUGAGUUGCGCCAUCUGGUAGGAGGAGAGAUGAGAGAGGUUGAGAUAAUGGAAGAGGAAGAGGAAGAGGAAGAGGUAGAUAAACCAGAACUUGGCACUCAUAGCAACUCUUCUUCCAAGAAGGGAAGUUCAUCAGGGAGCAAGAAGUCGGGGAACUUGGACAAGACCAAAUCUGCAAGCACCAAGUCUGUCUCUUCAAGAACCUCAAAGAAGCCUUUGGACUCUGAAGCAUCAUCGAAGUUGACUCCUAAGGGAAAAUGUCCUCCAGAGAAACCUCCUAUUGACAAGCAGAAUGAUAAGAAUUUGAAAAAAGGAAAUGUGGGAGUCAGAUUGAUGAAGAAACAAAGAAAUUCUUCACUGGGAGGAGUAAAGUUACCGAAUGGAACCGAGGAUUCAUCAGAAUCGGGUUUAGAUAAUCCAGAUCUUGGACAAUUUUUGCUAAAGCAAGCAAGGGAUUUGAUUUCUUCAGGGGAUAAUCCCCAGAAAGCUCUUGAAUUAGCUCUUCGAGCAUCUAAAUCAUUCGAAAUAUGUGCAAAUGAUAAACCCAGUUUAGAAUUGGUAAUGUGUUUGCAUGUCACAGCAGCUAUACACUGCAGCAUAGGCCAGUAUAGCGAGGCCAUUCCCAUUCUUGAGCAUUCAAUUGAGAUUCCAGUGCCCGAGGAAGGCCAAGAGCAUGCCCUUGCCAAGUUUGCUGGUUACAUGCAGUUGGGUGAUACUUAUGCGAUCCUGGGCCAGCUUGAGAAGUCAACAAAGUGCUACUCAACAGGAUUGGAAGUGCAGAAACAAGUUCUGGGAGAAACUGACCCUAGAGUUGGCGAGACUUGUAGAUAUUUGGCUGAGGCCCAUGUUCAAGCAUUGCAGUUUGAUGAUGCGCAGAAGGUUUGCCAGAUGGCUCUAGACAUUCAUAGAGACAACGGUUCUCCUGCUUCUCUAGAAGAGGCAGCGGAUCGACGGCUUAUGGGUCUUAUAUGUGAAACAAAGGGAGAUCAUGAAGAUGCUCUUGAACAUCUUGUGUUAGCCAGUAUGGCCAUGGUGGCAAAUGGCCAGGAAGCUGAGGUGGCCUGUGUUGAUUGUAGCAUCGGAGAUGCGUACUUAUCUUUGUCUAGGUAUGAUGAGGCUAUUUUUGCUUAUCAAAAAGCACUCACAGCUUUUAAGAUAACAAAAGGAGAGAAUCAUCCAUCUGUUGCUUCAGUUUUUGUUCGUUUGGCUCAUUUAUGUAACAGAACUGGGAAGUUGAGGGACUCAAAAUCAUAUUGUGAGAAUGCCCUUGGGAUUUAUGAAAAGCCCUUGCUAGGGAUCCCUCCAGAGGAGGUUGCUAGUGGUCUCACUGAUGUUUCUGCUGUCUAUGAAUCAAUGAAUGAGCUCGAUCAGGCAAUCAAGUUGCUAAAGAAGGCGUUAAAGAUAUAUAAAGAUGCACCUGGUCAACAAAGCACAAUUGCUGGAAUUGAAGCUCAAAUGGGUGUCAUGUACUACAUGCUGGGAGAUUAUUCCGAAUCUUACAACUCCUUUAAGAACGCAAUUUCAAAGCUCCGUUCAAGCGGAGAGAAGAAAUCUGCUUUCUUUGGCAUUGCUCUCAACCAAAUGGGUCUCGCCUGUGCGCAGCGCAAUGCUAUAAAUGAGGCUGCAGAAUUGUUUGAGGAAGCCAAGAUUGUUCUGGAACAAGAGUGUGGACCUUAUCACCCUGACACUCUUGGGGUAUAUAGCAAUCUUGCAGGCACUUAUGAUGCAACGGGCAGGUUGGACGAUGCAAUUGAAAUCUUAGAGUAUGUUGUUGGGAUGAGGGAGGAAAAGCUCGGGACAGCGAAUCCAGAUGUUGUUGAUGAGAAAAAAAGGCUGGCCGAGCUGUUGAAAGAAGCCGGCAGAGUUCGGAGCAGAAAAGCCAGGUCACUGGAGAACCUCCUUGAUGACAACUCUCAUGGCAUAAACAGUGAUGGCAUUUAGGUAUUGUAAAGAUGCUACAUGUGUAGCUGUAUUUAUUCAAAUGGAACACAAUGUGUUAUAGGAGUUGAUUCAAGAAGGAAAAGAAGAAAGGCAUAGGUUCUUGGUGUUCUCAUAGAUUCAUACUUCGAAACAACUGCAGGCAUGGAUUUGGUUGUCUUCUUGAUUUUCAUUUUCAUAUUUAUUUAUUAGUUUUUUGUGCUCCUCGUUGUUUAUUACGUUUAAAUCUUUGAUAAUAGUAAAUGCUAUUAAUUUUUCUUUA
Molecule: messenger RNA, 2900 nt
Organism: Populus trichocarpa (black cottonwood)
Lineage: Eukaryota; Viridiplantae; Streptophyta; Magnoliopsida; Malpighiales; Salicaceae
Product: protein KINESIN LIGHT CHAIN-RELATED 3
Exons: 3
Coding region: 392-2641 (749 amino acids)
Molecular function (GO): protein binding
Source: RefSeq, a predicted model, not a curated record